CCCAGUUUUCUUGUAGUGCAGGUGUUCCCACUGUUUAAUAAUUCCUUUUUUUUGUGUGUGUGUAUUUAGGCAAAAAAAAAAAAAAAAGAUGGACGCUGUUUCAAUGAAAAGCUCUGAUCAGCGCACGCGUCGCUCGGCCAACUUUACACCAAGUCUAUGGAAAGAAUAUUUGCUCAGGCUGGAACGUCAAGUCUCCACUUAUGAUUUCAAGAAGGAGGAGUUUUGCGAACAAGAGCGGGAACAUGAACGGCUGAAAGAAGUUGUGAGGAUGAUGCUGACUGAACCUGGUGUUGGAUCUGGACCGCAGACGUUGGACUUGAUUGACAUUAUCGAACGUCUUGGAUUGUUUUACCAUUUUGAGUGUGAAAUCCAGGCAUUAAUGUUGACAUCCAAGUUGGAGCAUGGAGAUGAAUAUGAUGACCAUGACCUUCAUAAAGUUGCUCUUCGUUUUCGAUUACUUAGACAACUAGGCCACUACGUAUCUUGUGAUGUGUUUAACAAAUUCAAGGAUCAAGAAGGGAAUUUCAAGGAAUCUUUGGUUACCGACGUUCGAGGCUUGUUGGGUUUAUUUGAGGCAGCUCAUUAUAGGGUUCAUGAAGAGGAUAUUUUGGGGGAAGCACUGAAUUUUACUACUUCCCAACUCGUAUCCAUGUUGCCAAACCUUGACCACUUUUGGACUCCGCGAGUCAAGCAAGCUUUAGAGGUACCAAUUCAAAAAACUUUGAAUCGGAUAGGUGCAAGACGAUUUAUCUCUCUCUAUGAAGAAGACACAUCACACAAUGCAGUUUUGUUGAAAUUUGCCAAGUUGGACUUCAAUAUCCUACAGAGAUUACACCAAAAGGAGCUUCUGAACGAAGCAAAGUGGUGGAAUAGCUUAAAUGCUGCAGAGAAUUUUCCAUUUGCUAGGGAUAGAUUGGUAGAGUGCUCCUUUUGGACUUUGGGAGUGUAUUUCGAACCCAAAUACAGUGAAGCUAGACAAUCAUUGGCCAAAGUGAUUGCGAUGGUUUCGAUCGUUGAUGACAUAUACGAUUCAUAUGGAUUCCUUGACGAACUCCUCCUUUUCAUGGAUUCAAUAGAAAGGUGGCAUAUUAGUGCAUUGGAUCAAUUACCAUCAUAUAUGGGGCAAUGCUAUCGGGCUCUCUUAAAUGUUUAUAAUGAGAUAGAGGAAAGAUUGGCCAAGGAAGGCAAAUCAGACCUAAUCAAUUAUGCAAUAUCUAGUGUACGUACUUGUUACAUAUAACUUUUCUGAAUAGGCUAAAUAUAAGAUAGAGGAACAAAUCUUUACAACUAUAACGAUGAAACUAUAACGACGAGGUUUGGUGCUUUAUGGUUAGUUGCAGUAAACUAAUUGAAAGACUUUCGUUUUUGUGUACUCAGAAGAAAAAUUUAGCAAGAUCAUAUUUAGAAGAGGCAAAAUGGAUUUACAGAAAAGAAGUUCCGAAUUUUGAGGAGUACAUGAAGGUUGCUCUAGUUAGUGCUACAUAUGAACAUCUCUCAACUGCUUCUUUAGUGUGCAUGGGAGAGUUUGUGGCUGAAGAUGCCCUUAAGUGGAUUGUAAAAGUACCGUCCAUCGUAAGAGCCUCCUCAGUGAUUUGUCGGUUAAUGGACGAUAUGGCUGAUUACGAGGUAGCGAUUUAAAAUAUACUCUUUCCGUGCUACUCUAAUACUUGACCUUACUAUAUUACCGUCGUGGUUAUACUUGUAAAUGCAGUGGGGAAAAGAGAGGGGAGAAUUAGCAUCUGCGGUUGAAUGUUACAUGAAACAGUACAGCGCAUCUAAAGAAGAAACAUUUGCUGAGUUUGAGAAACGACUUGCAAACGCUUGGAAGGAUAUAAACGCAGAAUCCGUCAACCAGAAUUCAGCUGUGUCUAGAUUCAUCCUUGAGAGGGUCAUCAAUUAUUCAAGUAUAAUGUAUCUUCUGUUCCGAGGCAACGAUGGAUACACUAAUCCUUCCACCGAGACUAAACACAUGAUCAAAUCUGUGCUCUUUGAUCCAGUUCUCAUGUAAAAAAAAAAAAAAAAAAAACCCGAAGUGCACAUCUCCUUACGUACGGUCGGGUGCCUCUCUAAUGUGUUUGUCACCUUGUUGUGUGUGAAAUUUGUUCCCAAUGUGUCUUGCCUUUCUAAAUACUAUAUAUGAAGUUUGAAAUUCAUAAAUAUAAUGCGUGUGCUCUUCUCAGCUAGGUUCUAGACUUCUAGAGUGUGUGUCUGGGAAAAAUUGGCUAAUCUAUCCUAAGCUUUACAUGCGUUGUCAAUUUUAUCCUAUUCUUUUUCGAUUAGUU
Messenger RNA from Oldenlandia corymbosa var. corymbosa, 2282 nucleotides. The record is from the annotation of a GenBank genome assembly. Lineage: Eukaryota; Viridiplantae; Streptophyta; Magnoliopsida; Gentianales; Rubiaceae.